AUGCCGGCCCCUUUGAUCCAGAAUGCCAUCACCAGCAUCACGGUGUGCCUGACCUUCCUAGCUUCGCUCCAAUCGCAGUCCUCGUCACAAUCUUUUCGCGCUUCGGUGUCCGCUGCAGCGGUUGGUCCUGCAGUCGCUUCCAACUUUCCUGACCCAGGCCUCGCGUUAGACACCAGCAGUGGCUUUGAGACGUGGUAUGCCUUCAGUACUCAGACCGGCAAGAUCAACGUGCAACUUGCCUCCUCACCGGACUUUUCGACCUGGAAGCUGCAUGAAGGCUAUGAUGCUCUACCCACGACGCCAGGUUGGGCACGUCGGUCUCCUCAUGCUGGUGUCUGGGCCCCUGACGUGAACCAGCGCCUGGACGGAUCGUGGGUCAUGUAUUUUGCGGCCGUGGGGCGGACACAUCCACAGAAGCACUGCAUUGGUGCUGCCACCUCUCCCAAUGUGACAGGGCCUUACAUUCCUCUCGACGAUCCCAUCGUGUGCGAUUUGCCUCGAGGCGGUAACAUCGAUCCAAAUCUCUUUAUCGAUCCCAUCAACAACGAGAACUACCUGGUCUACAAAACGGAUGGAAACGCCGUUGGACAUGGUGGUGCCUGUGGCAAUACCGAAAACCCUGUUGUGCCUACUCCACUGUAUCUUCAAUUGAUGGACCCCCAAGACCUUGUCACACCAAUCGGCAAGCCUGUCUACUUGUUCUCAAACGCCAACAGUUUCAGCGAAGACGGCCCGAACGUCGAACGGCCAUGUAUGGUCUACCGAAACUCAACCUACUAUCUCCUGUAUAACGCCCACUGUUUCACCAGUCUGCAAUACCGCAUCGACUAUGUCAGCUGUAAGGUUGGCGUCGACACGCAUACCGGUGUAUUGGGUUGUGACUGGGACGCCCUGAAGGCGAAGCAGCAGACCUCCAAGGACCACACGCUGCUCCAGACCGGCGACGUCGUGUCCGGUACCCAACUCUACGCUCCAGGCAGUAUGGACGUCAGUCCCGACCAGCGCAGAGUGGUCUUUCACGGUGAUGUCAACUUGGACUGGUUCAAGCCUCAUCAUCCUCAGACCGUCCGUCGUGACCGUGCCAUGUUUGCGGGCGAGAUUGACUUUGUGAAGUCAGAGCUCCAUAUCACUGAACUUCUCUGA
Messenger RNA from Fonsecaea nubica, 1143 nucleotides. RefSeq lists its product as hypothetical. The transcript has a single exon. The record is from RefSeq and is a predicted model, not a curated record. NCBI's taxonomy places the organism in Eukaryota, Fungi, Ascomycota, Eurotiomycetes, Chaetothyriales, Herpotrichiellaceae. Gene Ontology annotation, biological process: carbohydrate metabolic process. Gene Ontology annotation, molecular function: hydrolase activity, hydrolyzing O-glycosyl compounds. The coding region runs from base 1 to 1143 and encodes 380 amino acids.